AUGCCCUCCGAUUCGUCCGAGCAGCCUUCUUUCACAGGAUUCCUCACAUCGGGGAGGGCGGAGGCGGCCGAAGGCACCCGUGGAUACCAGAGUACGAAGACGCGCGUCAAAGAAGCAGCGACAUCAGUGGCAGGUGUUGCUGAGAGCGUGGCGUACGAUAUUCUCGCGACGGGUGCAGAUCUUCUUCAAUUUGCACCUGUUCCUGCUCUAGGCUCGGCUUGCUCUGUACUAUUGAGCAUCUGGGACGCUGUUCAGUUGAUCGAGAUCAAUCGGACAGCUUGCUUGCGUCUCACCGAACGAUGUGCCGAGACACUUCUCUCCGUACACGAAGAGAUCCGUCUCGCUGGUUCUGAGGCUGCGAAUGAACUAUCCGAACCCAUGAAGAAACUUCACUCAACGUUGCAAGGCGUGCAUGAGUUCCUUCUCAAGCAGAAGCGUCGCACCUUUUUACAGCGUUAUCUGAAGCGCGACGAGAAUCAACGUGAUAUUGCGAACUGGCAUACAUCUUUGGAUGACGCGCUGUCUCUGUUUAAUGUUAAGAUACAGAUACGCAUGCUCAAGCUUGUGCAGCAAAGUGAACUUCGCCGCCAGGAAGACUCCAAAAUCUUGGGAUCCUUCGUCGCUCACUCGCCCUCUGCAUCCACAUCAGUGACUCCGGCCGUUGCCCCUCCCGGGUCAUUCUCGGCCACCAUCGCGAUGGAUCGAAUGCAAGAUUCGGUACAAAUUCGAUGGGUACUAUCUAGCUACAGACGAGCUCAGAGCGAGCGUGAUCGCGACAUCGACUUUGUGGGCCUACGGCAACUCCUCGACGCAGCUUUACAACAGCACGACGAUGUAGCGAUGAUCGAGGUGCUACAGAUCGGACGCGAUGAAAUGCCAGAGGCCAUCCGCACACUGCAACGCGUGCUUCAACAUGACGCUGAGAUCGUACCUCACUCAAGACGACAUACGCUCAGGAUUGGCGAACACAGGGGAUCCCGCAACAGGUUGCCUAUGGACUCGCCGACUACUAACACUGAUUCUUUUACAUUGGACGCAUUCGACAGAACAUUUAUCGGGGAAAGCAUUCAAGCGCUCACGCGUCUCACAUUGAAGCAAGGCGACGAGCUCAAAGUCCCCAGUUGGACCAUCACGCGUCACGAAAUCGAGAUAGAAAAGAAGAUCGGGAUUGGGUUCUCUAGCGACGUUUAUAGAGGCCGUUUCCAGAGUCAAGUAGUCGCUAUCAAGAUACUCACGGCAGCGUCUCCGCGCGAGUUUUUUGUACGCGAGAUCAAUAUUUGGAUCAGACUCCAACACCCGAAUGUUCUGAAGCUGCUGGGUGCCAGUUCUACGACCGGAGAUCCUCCUUGGUUUCUUGUGAGCCCUUACUGCGCUCAAGGCAACCUUGUGCAUCAUCUGAAGACUAGUGCGCCCGGGACGCUGGACGACAUCGUCUUGAUGAUGCGCGAGAUCGCAGAGGGUAUGCAUUAUCUGCAUGCACAAGGUGUCUUGCACGGCGACCUGAAGGCAUCGAACAUCCUGCUUGACGAUAGCGCGCGAUGCAUGAUAUCAGACUUUGGACAGAGCGAGAUCACGUCUGAGGCUUACCGCCUUGACGGGCUGCCAAGAUCCCCGGCCGGCUCAUUCAGAUGGAGAUCACCGGAACUCAUGAUGAGCAGCACUAUACGACUUACGCCUGCAAUAGACAUCUAUGCCUUCGGUAUCCUCUGCAUCGAGAUCCUCAGUCGCGGUGCCCUUCCUUGGCCUUUGUUAGACGAUGAUGCUGUCUGGCGUCUUGUAUGUGGGCACGAUCAAAGGCCCGAUCUACCACCAUCAUGUCCACAGGAACACCCCAUAUCGGCCGUUGUUCAGUCUGCUUGGCAACGCGACCCCAGCCUGCGACCAUCCUUUCGAACCAUCGUGCAACGAUUAGGACCAACUAACGGGACCGUUGGCUCGCGACUUCCGUCGCACAUCUUGGCAGCGAUAUUUGAGUUCGUGAAACAGGAAUCCUUUGGCGAAUACGAGGACAUGGGAGACAACAAUAAAGAAUGUGGACAGAAUGGAGAAUGGACGGUUAAGGUAAUGGGAUGGGUCACAUUCUCGCAUAUAUGCCAUAUAUGGAGACAGGUUGCGCUGUCGACACCCGGUCUUUGGAGAGAGAUCAAGUUCAGCCAUACAGGUCCGAAAUGGGCAUACGAAAUGGUACAGCGCUCGAAGGUUGCGCCGCUUCAUGUGGAACUAGGUCUUGGACAGAACGCGAACCCUUACUGGCCGUCGGAAGAGGUCCUGCGCUUUGCCGACCAUGUCAUGCGAUCUCAACCCGACCGCAUUCGUACAUUGACAAUCUUCGGGGAAAAUACCGCACCACUUGCCAUCCAGUUGUUCACGCACGAUCCCUUUCCAUCUAUGAAGUUCGUGCACAUAGAGAACACUUCGCGACUUCUCUUGGCCCUCUCAGUUAACGUCCUUGUCAAUCGCGUACCAAAGGCGGCAGAGCUCUGCGUCAUUGGGGUACUCUUUCGAGGCACGCCAAGCGCACCACUCGAGCAUCUCACAUACUUUGACCUACAGGUCUCGGACGUUGUCGAUCCCGAGUCCGUCUACGACUGGAAUCUGCUGGAUAUUCUCGGGGGCAUGCCCGCAUUACAGCACCUGUACAUCACCGAUGCGUACCCACCAAGCUCCCCUCCCCAGGAGCGCAAACCAAUCGUGCUCGCAAAGCCGCUGGAGACUCUGACCCUGACCGCACGCCGCUUUCCGUCCGAAAUGGCACAGUUCUCCGAGUUCCUCCAGCAUCCAACGACCUUCCGCGACUUUGACUUCUCAGAUGCAGAGCCUGAAGUCAUCGCACGAGUCCUCGAACGACAGGUCGGAACUGAGCGUCCGCCCCGCUCAAUCUACCUCGAACUCGACCACGCUCAGGACAAGGUCAUCUUCAGCGCUAGCUUCUCUGUUUGGCCAACAUCAGAGGAUGGCAAUACUCCGACGCCGCUGAACGACGUCUCAUUGACAGUCUCAGGUCUCGAGAUGCACGCCGAGGCAUUCAUGAAAGCGAUAGACUUUCGAGAAGUACAGGAUCUUACGUUCAUGGACGACGACGAGGUGAAUGCGCCGAUGCCUUGGAAAGGUUUCGCGACAGCGAACGCCACGAAGCGGAUGCGCGUCAUCGGACCUGCCGCCCACGCUCUCUUUGACAUCCUUAUGACGCCUCCGGACGAGAGCGAUCCCGAGAGCGUCGGCAACAUGUUUCCGGCUCUCGAGGCGCUCAGCAUCAUCGAGAUGCCGGAGCAGGCACCCAUUAUGGGUCAGGAAGCUCUACGGGAGGCAGACCGGUUGCUCGCCGCCGUAUCCGCGCGGCGUGAGCGAGGAAAGCCCAUACGCGAUCUGAAGGUUCCUGACCGCUUACUGGAAGGAGAAUGGCUGGAUACCAUUCGGCAGCACGUCGAGAAGGUUGGCGGGAGUAGACCGCGGUUCUACUGA
Molecule: messenger RNA, 3462 nt
Organism: Peniophora sp. CBMAI 1063
Lineage: Eukaryota; Fungi; Basidiomycota; Agaricomycetes; Russulales; Peniophoraceae
Source: the annotation of a GenBank genome assembly